Molecule: messenger RNA, 1137 nt
Organism: Penicillium cinerascens
Lineage: Eukaryota; Fungi; Ascomycota; Eurotiomycetes; Eurotiales; Aspergillaceae
Product: GTP cyclohydrolase II
Exons: 2
Coding region: 1-1137 (378 amino acids)
Biological process (GO): riboflavin biosynthetic process
Molecular function (GO): GTP cyclohydrolase II activity
Source: RefSeq, a predicted model, not a curated record
AUGGCGGAUCUCCCCGCGCAUGCCUCCCCGAAACUCGCCCCGCACUCUCCUCCUGCCAGCCAAACCGAGGCUCUAUCAGACAAUGCCAGCCAGGGAAGUGGGAUUGCAACGGGUGAGCAGACUCCCGCGUUGCCGGACUCAUUCCUGUCACCUGCGUUCACCCCGCCCGUAACUCCCGGCGGUUCAUUGGACCUCGCCACCAACCCCACAGAGGCCCUUCAUCAGCGUCAAGCUGCCGCGAUCCAGCACCAGGAAGAACACACAAAGGCGCCGAAGUUGCUGGAGGAGCUUCCGCGGGUAGAAUGUAUCGUGCGGGCACGGAUUCCAACCUCCAACGGCGCCGAGAUGUUCCUGCACCUCUACCACAAUGACUUGGAUAAUAAAGAGCACUUGGCUAUCGUGUUCGGAAACAACAUUCGCAGUCGCAGUCUCGACCGCGUGCACCCGGGGGAGACCGAGAUGGACCGAAUGAUCCGAGGCGCGUACGUGGGGAAGUUGCACCCGGGUCGCGUCAGCAGCUGGUAUGAUGACGAGAAAACGGGGUCUAAUUCAUCGCCGCGCCAUGUCGAGCCGCCGCUGGUGCGCAUUCACUCCGAGUGUUAUACAGGAGAGACGGUGUGGUCGGCCCGGUGCGACUGCGGUGAGCAGCUGGAUGAAGCGGCGCGGUUGAUGUCCUUCCCCGUGGAGAAUUUGUCGUCCGAUGCACCACCGGAGCUGCAGUCUCUACGAUCCCACUCUGCGGGUGGUGUAAUUAUCUAUCUACGACAGGAGGGCCGAGGAAUUGGCCUCGGUGAGAAGUUGAAGGCAUAUAAUUUGCAGGAUCUUGGAUCGGAUACCGUCGAGGCCAAUCUCUUGCUGCGACAUCCGGCAGAUGCCCGAAGCUAUGGUUUGGCCACGGCCAUGUUGGUGGAUCUGGAUUGUGGAGCGGACAGUAAUCCGGAGGGCAUUCGCCUACUCACAAAUAACCCCGAUAAAGUACGGGCAAUUGAAGGGCCAAACCGAGAAGUGGUGGUGAAGGAGAGAGUUCCUAUGAUUCCUCUAGCCUGGCGGACCGGCGGUGAACGGGGUAUCAAGAGCUCCGAGAUCGAAGGCUACUUACAGACAAAGAUCUCGAAGAUGGGCCAUAUGAUUCAAUAA